UUUCUCUGUAGCAAUUUAUUUAUUUAUUUGCUUUCUGUCAAAUGUAAUAAUAUAUUUUUAAUAUCUGUACCUAAAGCAAGGAAGGUGGAGAGAAUCCAGAAAUGCUCUCCAUUUAUUUAAGAUUUUCCCCUCAAAAACCUAUAUAAUAAAACAACAACAAGUACUUCUUACUAGUAAUAUAUUAUAAAUGGGAAAAUAACAGAAAUGUAUAGUGAGAGAGAGCUAGAGAGAAGUGAGGAGAAAACGCAGAGAAUAAAAAGAGACCGGAUGUUGACAAAUUUCAUGUCACUGUUAUUAGAAGGUCGUUUGUUUGUUGUCAGUCUCUUGGACUCUUUGAAUUUUGUCCAUGAUGUGGAGGUAACUGUCGAAUGAUUGAAUCUAUGGGGAUUCUUGAGGAGAUGAGAUAAUAGGAUGUGGGUCUGAGGAAUGGGAACAAAAGUGCAGUGUGAAAGUUACUUCCCAGGAUAUUUCUCAAUGAGGGAUCUUAAUGAGGAUUCUAACAGUUGUAGCUGGCCCCUGUUCUAUGGAGAUAAAACCUUUACAAAUGGGCAGCAUUACAAUGGUCUCUUGCCUAGGGUCAUUGCAGAUGCUUAUCCAGGGAACGAUAAGGACGUAGUAAAGCAGACAAUGCUUGAGCAUGAGGCCAUAUUUAAGAGACAGCUCCGUGAACUUCACCGUAUAUACAGAAUACAGAGGGACUUAAUGGAUGAAAUUAAAAGGAAAGAACUACUUAAAAAUCAAUUGCCUGUUGAGACAUCAUUUUCAUCUAGCCCUUUAGCUUCCCAGAUUACAUCCGAAGAUGCUCGUAAAUGGCAUAUCCCUAGUUUCCCAUUGGCAAGUUCAAUAUGUGCCAGACCAUCCACAUCAGGCAUUGAAGAUAUUCAUUCUCCUUUGAGCUCUUUGAAAGGAAGCAGUGCACAAGCUAGUCCCUUGCCAUCUCAAAAUGGUGGAGCUUCAAAAGAUGUGGAGAUUCUAGAGUCCAGACCAUCAAAGGUGAGAAGAAAGAUGUUUGAUCUUCAGCUUCCAGCUGAUGAAUACUUAGAUACUGAAGAAGGGGAACAAUUAAGGGACGAAAAUGUAUCUGGAAUUUCAAGUUAUGUGUCCAACAGGAAUCCUAAAAUUGCAUCUCAGAAUGAAAGAAAUCUUCUUCUUGGCAAUGGUGGGAAGAAUAAUUGCCAAGGAGAUGCAUCAAGAUCUGAGUCAUGUUUAAGGAGCCCAGUUAAUGUGGGUGACUUGAACAAGCCUAUCGAGGUUGAAGAGGCAAAUGCUUCUGCAUAUGUUGAUAUUUUAGGUUGCACCUCCUCCCAAGCAGUGAGCCAAGGACAUGAACUAGCUCCUAAGCCAAAACAAGAGCUUCUAGGUUUUCACAAGGAAAGUUCAGCAAAUUUCCAUUACAGGAGUGACAAUGGGACUCUCAAUAGUCCACAUUUGCAACAUAAUGCCAGCGGAAAAUGCUGGUUUCCGCAUGCACUUGACUCAGGGCACAGCAAAAAUAAUUUGAAGUCUGCUUCUCCAGAAAAACCUACCUCUUCCCAGCCAAUGCAAGUUCUGUUUAGUAAAACUCAUGAAUCUCCUACCUUUUUUCUAACUGAUCAAGGCAAGAUUGAUCUGUUGAGAGAGAGAACAGCUCAUGGUUUAGAACUUUCUGAAAGAAAUCACGAGAUCUCCCAUAGUAACUAUUCAGAGUCAGUUGUUGCUUCUCGUAUACCCAGUCCAUAUCCAAUUGGUCCUCCUUCUGAUGUGGGAAAGUUCUGGCGUCACUCUGUUUCCUCCUGGGAAAAGUCUGCUGUUAGCUUAAGCCAGAAAUCAAUGUCAGUUCAAAAGCACCCGUAUUUGAAUUCAUCUGCAACUUUGAGUAGGAGCUCACAGUCAUCAACUCAGAGCCAUGGGUUUUUAGGAGACCAAUGGAAUUAUAACAGAAAUUCUACAUCUAACCCAAGCUUUGUUUGUGAAAUGCCCAACCGAGAUGGAUUUUACCAUGGGUCCUCAUCAGGGUCCAAGGAACCAUCAGUUCACCUUCCUUCAGGAAACUAUGAGUAUUGGAACUGUGCUGGUACUAACAAUAGAGCAUCUGGGCAUUUCAUCAAUCACAGUUCAGCAAACUUCUACAAGAGUCCAAAUUGUAUGGACUCGAAGCUGGCUUGGGAUGUGAACUUGAAUGCAGUGCUUUCGAACAGCUCAUCGAACAAGGUGGCACACCAGCAAGGUAUUGAAGUUAUAGAUUUAGAAAGAAAGCAUGAGGAUCAUCUCGCAGCUUUGCCUUGGCUUAAAGCUAAGCGUGCUUUUAAGAAUGAGGGCACCAAGGGGAUGGAUUUAAAUAUGGGGGAAUCGACUUUCUUAUCUUCUCUGAAUCAAUUACAAGAUAAGAGUGAAAUUGGAAAGGUUCCUAAUCAAAUAGCUGUUCAGAAAAUGAAUUUGGCUUCCUGUCCCAAUGUUGUUGAGACCAGUGUGAUUCAAGGUAGCGACUCAAGCUGCAGAAAAAUUCUUGGGUUUCCAAUUUUUGAAAAGCCUCAUAUUCCUAAGAAUGAGUCUUCUUCCUUCACCUCUUCUUCUGUGGCCCUUCCUCGGCUAUCUGAAGAAGUGGAAAAUAGCAAGAAAAAUAAGGUAUUUGAUAUAAACUUACCUUGUGAUCCAGCUGUUCCUGACUUGGCUCAACAGACUGCAGAAGAAAUUGUGGUUGUUGCAAAAGAACCAGCUACAAAAGUUGCCAAUUUCAGAUGCCAGAUUGACUUGAACUCUUGCAUCAAUGAUGAUGAAACUUCUCUGAUGCCUUCUGUUCCAGUCUUCAGUGCAAAGAUUGUUGUAGGAAUAGAUUUGGAAGCCCCUGCAGUUCCUGAGAUUGAGGAGAAUAUCAUUUCCACAGAAGAAAAGGGACAUGAAGCGGCUUUACAGUCAACAGAGCACAGAGUUGAAAUCCCAACCGAUGAACUUAUCAGAAUAGCAGCCAAGGCAAUAGUUGCCAUUUCAUCAACUAGUUGCCAGAAUCAUUUGGAUGAUGCCACUUGCAAUCUGCGUGAAGCUUCUAUGACAGACCCUCUUCAUUGGUUUGUGGAGAUAGUUUCAUCUUGUGGAGAGGAUCUAGAGAGCAAGUUUGAUGCUGUUUCAAGAGCCAAAGAUUGUGAUGGUAAUUUGGAGACAUCAUGGGAAGUAAUUGAUUACUUUGAGUCGAUGACUUUGAGAUUGACAGAGACCAAGGAAGAAGACUAUAUGCCCAAGCCUUUGGUUCCAGAAAACCUGAAACUGGAAGAUACAGGAACCACUCCUGUACCGACACGAACCCGAAGGGGCCAGGGAAGAAGAGGAAGGCAACGGAGGGACUUCCAGAGGGACAUUCUUCCUGGCCUUGCCUCACUCUCGAGACACGAGGUGAGAGAAGAUCUUCAAACAUUCGGAGGGAUGAUGAGAGCCACAGGUCAUCCUUGGCAGUCAGGAUUAACGAGAAGGAACUCUACUAGAAAUGGUUGUGCAAGGGGGGGACGGCGCUCGCUGGUUAGCCCCUCACCUCCAGUGACCGCAAGCCCACCUUGCACUCCACUAAUUCAGCAGCUUCAUAAUAUUGAAGUGGGACUGGAGGACAGAAACCUAACAGGGUGGGGGAAGACAACUAGACGCCCCCGCCGGCAAAGAUGCCCCGCAGGUAAUCCUCCAUCCCACCCUUUAACCUAAUUACAGGAAGAGACUUUCAUUUGUCAAUUCAUAGUUUAUAGAGGGAAGCAGAAAGUUUGUUUCUAUGACGCUGGGGAUUGAGUUGUUGUGAUCCAUUGGGGACUCCUUGUACAUUUAGCCCAUAAUCUAGGUCCCCUUGAUUCUGUCUUUGGGUGGUAACCAACUUUGUAUUAUUCAUAAAUAAUAUUGCGUGAUUUCUUCCAGGAUGUA
This is a messenger RNA of Populus trichocarpa (black cottonwood), 3876 nucleotides long. RefSeq lists its product as uncharacterized. The record is from RefSeq and is a predicted model, not a curated record. The transcript has 5 exons. Bases 427 to 3666 code for a protein of 1079 amino acids. NCBI's taxonomy places the organism in Eukaryota, Viridiplantae, Streptophyta, Magnoliopsida, Malpighiales, Salicaceae.